This is a messenger RNA of Papaver somniferum (opium poppy), 3000 nucleotides long. RefSeq lists its product as uncharacterized. The transcript has 2 exons. The coding region runs from base 1 to 3000 and encodes 999 amino acids. NCBI's taxonomy places the organism in Eukaryota, Viridiplantae, Streptophyta, Magnoliopsida, Ranunculales, Papaveraceae. The record is from RefSeq and is a predicted model, not a curated record. Gene Ontology annotation, molecular function: nucleic acid binding.
AUGGUUGGUGCCCCUCCUUUUGUCUUUGCCAGCAAGCUUAGAAGACUUAAAGAUGUGUUGAAAGUUUGGAACAGAACGGUGUUUGGCGAUGUUCAGUUUAGGUUGAAACAAGCUGAGCUUAAGCUGGACGCAGAAAUGGACCUGCUUGAUUUUGAUCCAGCUGAUGAGUUGCAAUUCACUAGGGUGUCCGAUGCCAAAAAAGCAGCUGAUGAUGUGAGGAUGGACCUGGCUUCUAUGCUUCGUAUGAAGUCGAGAGAUGACAUUAAAGAUUUUCUUGUAAAUCAUUACAAGGAUAAGUUCAAUGGUGGGGAUACUUGUAUCGAUUCAAAGUUGUUUGAUUUUGAUCAUGAGCGUAUUUCUUCUCAGGAGAGUAUUCUCAUGGAUGCCAUUCCAAAUUUAGAAGAGAUUGAAGCUGUUGUGUUCGAUUUGGGUGCUGACUCUGCGCCUGGCCCUGAUGGCUUCUCUGGGAAUUUCUACAGAAUUUGCUGGGAUACAAUUUCUGCAGACCUUUGCAAGGCUAUUGUCAAUUGCUGGGAGAUGCGGAAAAUUCCCAAUGGAAUUAACUCAAGUUUCAUUGUUCUCAUCCCUAAGAAUAGCAAAUCUGAUGCUGUUAAAGACUAUAGGACAAUUGGCUUGAGCAAUUUCGUUUUCAAAAUCAUCACGAAGAUAAUGGCUACAAGGCUGAGCACUGUGCUUAAAAAUUUGAUUUCAGAGGAGCAAGUGGCGUUUAUGAAGGGUAGAAACAUUCAUGAAAACAUUUCUUUGGCUUCCGAGCUGAUCAAUGAGAUUAGUAGUAGCAGAAAGUAUGGUAAUAUUGGCCUCAAACUUGAUAUUUCUCAAGCUUUUGACACAGUGUGUUGGGAGUUUAUUGCUGAAGUUUUUCGACAAUAUAGUUUUUCUGACAACUGGUAUGCUUGGAUUCUUAGCGUUCUCAACUCAGGUAAAAUUUCGAUCAUGGUGAAUGGUUGCCCGGAAGGUUUCUUUAGCAUCUCUAGAGGUUUAAGGAAAGUUGAUCCGCUUUCUCCUCUGAUUUUUAUUCUCAUUGAAGAUGUUUCGAGCCGUAAUCUUUCCAAGCUCUUUGCUCGUCGUAGUAUGCACUAUAUGGUCAGAAAGAAAGGUAUUGCUCCUUCUCAUCUGCUUUUUGCGGAUGACAUUCUUAUUUUCUGCAGGGGCAAUCUGCAAAGUCUUCAAAAUCUGGUUACUAUUUUGGGCAUGUACAAAAGGGCCUCUGGCCAGUGUGUGAAUUUUUCCAAGAGUCAAUUUUACUAUGAAGGUGGAUCAAAUUCGAGAGCUGUGGAAAUUUCAAAUUUCUUGGGAAUGGGGAGAGCUUACUUUCCUGACAGAUACCUUGGUAUUCAACUAAAGCCUGUCAUUGUUAGGAUCAUUCAUGUUCGUCAGGUGGUGGAGAAGAUCAAGGACAAGCUUGAGGGUUGGAAAGGUCAACUCCUCUCUUUUCAAGCAAGACUGGUGCUGAUUAAGUCUGUGAUUUCGAUCUAUAUUAUUCAUUCCAUGGUUGUUUAUAAAUGGCCAUGUAUGGCCAUCAAGCAAGUUGAUAAGGCCAUUAGAAAUUUCCUUUGGUCUGGAGAUGCGGAGAAGCGUAAAUACUUCACAGUUCGUUAUGAUAGCUUGUGUUGCACGAAGAGUGAAGGAGGGCUGGGUAUCAAAAAGCUGUUAGAUGUUAACAAAGCAAUGUUGAUGAAGCUUUGGAUCUCUAUAAGAGAUUCUGACAAGAUUUGGGAAAGGUUUCUGAAAGCUAAAUACUUCAAUGGUAAUGGUAAUUUGAUUGACUACAAGCUGGGUUUGUCUGUCUUUCCAGGUAUUAGAUUGGUUUUCAACUUUGUGCAAAAACACACAAGAUCAAUUAUAGGCAAUGGUGAGAACUCUUCCCUUUUCUUUGAUAAUUGGUGUGGUGAUUUUUCGAUUGCUAAGAAGCUAGGCAUUUCUUCCAAAGGGCCUAAGGAUUUUCAGGCAAAAGUGUGCGAUAUUAUUGUCGAUGGUAUUUGGGCAAUCCCUCAAGCUACGAGAAAUUUGAUGCUUCGUUGUAACAUUGAUGAGGAUAACUUGCCAAUUAUUGAUGUAGGUGAUGAGUAUAAGAUUUGGGACCUGGAUAAAAAAUGUGUUUUUUCGGUCAAAUCUGCUAAGGCAGCUAUCAACUCUCCAACUGCUAUUCAGCCCUGUGCAGCUCUGUUCUCGAGAAAGGUGGUGCAUCCUUCUUUGGGUGUGCAGUACUGGAAGAUAUGGACCAAGCAAUGCUGUGCAACUGAUGACAACAUCAUUAAGAAGACUGGGAGAAGUUUGGCCUCAAUGUACCGCUUAUGCCGCAAGAAUUGUGAGACCUUAAGCCAUAUUACUUGGCACUGCAGUUUUGCUAGGAGGAUCUGGGCUUGGGCUGCUGGUAUCUUCAGUAUCCAGCCGAACGAGGAUCUAGUGAGUUCUUACCAGGUUGCAAAAGGUCGUAGUAGGAUGAUUAAGAAUUUGUGGCUGGUCACAAAUCUAGCCAUUGUCACGGAGCUGUGGAAGACUCGUAACAAGGCUUACUUUGAGAAUGCACCAAUUCAUUGGCUUGGUUUUAAGGGUCGGGUUUACCAAAUGAUUCGCGACAACUCAAUUAGAAUGAAGGGUCAUAUGUUCAACAAUGUAGAAGAUUUGAGGAUUUUGAACUAUUUCCGUGUUCAGCACAGGUCUUGCAAAAUCUCUAUCCCUCUUGAGAUUAGAUGGUUUCCUCCAAAUCCCGAUGAGAUAAUGAUUUGCUGCGAUGGUGCGUCAAUGGGUAAUCCGGGUCAAGCUGGUGCAGGGGUUAUGUUUCGUGAUGCUAAUUCAGCGGUGCUUGGCGUUCUUUGUGUUGGUCUGGGCUGGCAAACCAACUUAUAUGCAGAGGCCUGUGCAAUCAUUUAUGGUGCGAUGUUAGAUAAGAUCUGGAAGGCCACCAACAUUUGCAUUCGUUCUGAUUCGAUGAGUUGUAUCCAAGAUUUUGAGAAGGAUGAAUUGCCUGACAGCUGA